This is a messenger RNA of Penicillium odoratum, 2199 nucleotides long. RefSeq lists its product as uncharacterized. The record is from RefSeq and is a predicted model, not a curated record. The transcript has 2 exons. Lineage: Eukaryota; Fungi; Ascomycota; Eurotiomycetes; Eurotiales; Aspergillaceae. The coding region runs from base 1 to 2199 and encodes 732 amino acids.
AUGCCCCUUUUUCAUGACCCGGACCGCCGGUAUCACUUUGCAUGGUCUGAUGACCGCAGCCAGCGUGAUCCCGGACAGCUUGCCCAAAGGUCCUCCGAACAUCCUUUAGACAAAGAGAAUAAUCUUGAAAGUGAAGGGCCAUUCAUCAUGGAAAACUUGCAGUCAUCUUCUGCAGAACACUCUCCGGCAAGAAUGUGGAGCAGUGAUGAGCGGCAGGAACUUAUACAACGAAUCAAAGAAUCCUCGCCUUGGAGGCUUCAAUAUAAGAACGAUGAUCACAGCGAUGACUUGUUCUAUAUGUCUCACAACUCCCCGGUGGAGCAAAAGGCAGAACAAACCAUCGAUGCGAAAUUAGCGGACGCCCAUAGCUAUGCAAAUUCGACAAAGACAGAGGAACUAGGAUCGCCGGCCGAUAUCCAGAGACCUCGAUCUGCAUUACACUCCGGAGAUUUCCGUGAACGGGCAGCAAAUGGUCCCCCACAGUCCCCUCGGCCCCGAUUCACACAGCCUAGCCAGUUAUCUAUAUCUCCUCAUCUAGGGACAUCCCCUACUACACCAUGGUUUGGGGCAUCCGUCUUCCCAAGUACUUCUGGGUCCAAACCCUUUGGCGAACAGCGGCAGCCCGAACUUGGCAUACAAACCCGUUCCAGGGCACCGUCACUCGGCUCUUUCUCGUCAAGCUACGUUCUGAAGGUCCCUACAAGUCCUCUCGUAUAUCAAGCCAAUAACACCGACCUUGACUUUUCACCGGUUGAUCCGAAAGAAUCUGGGCUCACGGAGAGAACCAACAGACGACGUACACUACCACCAGAGUCUUUUCGGCAUCUCCAGUCAUCUCCUCCUAGCAUCCGAGCUGUUGAUAUUCGUACACCCUAUUCUCGCGGUGGUCAUGAUAGUGAUUUCCAGUCAAAUUAUGUCCCUCGACGGACAUUGACAUCAGCGUAUAGCCUUCAAUUGGCAUCGACGGGCAAUACCGCUGCAUAUCGAGCAAGAAGACCGUCACUUGCUUCCGAGCUCUGUCCUUCAGCUCAUGCACCGAUGGUUGGAUCCUACGAGGAAUCAAUCCUACGCGGACGAAUGUCGAUGAACCCUUCCAAACCUUUGGACUUUACUGCACAAAUCGGUGUUUUAGGGAAAGGCAAAUGCAAAGGACAUCUGAAAUGCCCACCACAUGUCACUGUUCCCUUCCCAGCGGUCUUCUAUAGCUACCCCACGUCAGGAAGUGGCCGCUCCAUCUCAGAUGAUAGUCCUAGUCCUUAUGUGGGACAAAUCGAUCUGGAGAAUUCACUAUCCAGGGACGAUUCAAGCACGACCCGACGUCGUCGACGGCAUUUUAGCCCGGUAGCUUCAAAUGAUGGACCUAGUCAUGACAAAGGGACCCCUCGGGCUCCCAGUACGGACACAAGACGUCGCCGGGAAAAGAAGAGUCGCAGAGCGGAAUCACCCAAAUGUCCCCCGGGUGGAUGCUACCGGAUUCCGCAACAGGGACAACUACAAAUCAUCAUCAAGAAUCCCCACAAGACCGCAGUCAAGCUAUUCCUUGUGCCAUACGACCUUGAAGAUAUGGAACCAGGGACUAAGACGUUCAUCCGGCAACGAAGCUAUUCGGCUGGUCCGAUCAUCGACAUGCCACUGAGCGCCCGGAAAAAUUACGGCACUGAUCGUCCUGAAGCCUCGCUGAACGCCACAGAAAAUCCCCACGAUAAACCAACUUUGCGAUACCUCAUCCACCUCAAUAUUUGCUGUCCCUCCCGUGGUCGCUUCUACCUCCACUCGAGCAUUCGCGUGGUCUUCGCAAACCGAGUUCCAGACGGAAAAGAGAAGCUCCGUAAUGAGAAUCAACUACCAGAGCCUCGCUACAGUCCAUACAAACCCACUCGUGAACCCAGUCUCUCGGCAUCGGCCAGUGCCCGACUAGCAAUCGAGAAGGCCGCUCGUAGACGAAGUGUCGAUCAAGGCCCACUCCCCUUCCCAAGCGACGAUGCGUUGCAUUGGGCUCCAGAAUAUAUCGGGUUUCCAGGAUCUCCACAACUUCAGCGGGAUGAUGUUGCAGAGAGCAACAAGCUCAAUAAGGGCGAUGUCAGAUACGGAGGCUCCCUUCCCUCUGGCCAGGGUACCUCCGAUACCGGUGAGAGUUUACUUGCGAAGAGGCUUCGUGGCCUAGACGUUCACAGGAAAGAGUCAUUUGACCGUAAAUGA